CAGUUUUGCUCGAACCCUCGAGCGCCGUGGUCGUGUCCCGUGCUCCCAGUUAUCCCGGCGAAAAUAUAUCGUAUUUUUUCCUUAAUGAAAAAUUGAUGAAAUCGUGCACUUAACGAUUCUACAGUUACGGACUGAAUUAGACUGUGCAUGUUCAAGUACGGUGUGCAAAAAACGAACGGAUAUUAUGUAGGCGACUUUUCCUCACGGUGGCUCUAAACCAGCAAGUGACAUGUUGUGACAGUGCCAGUAUGAAAUCGGACACCUAGUGUUGUGCGAGUGUCGAUAGAUCGAGCGUCGACAAAAUGGCGACUGUCGACAAGAUGGCGCGAGUGUUUGUGGCGCUAGUGCUGCCGGCGCUCGCGGCCGCGGCGGCGCUGCCGGGUGACUCGGACUCGUGUCACCCGGACAAGAUGACGGUGUACCGGAUGGUCCUGCACACGUACUGGACCCGGGAGAAGUUCCCGAAGCACUACCCGGACUGGAGGCCGCCGGCGCAGUGGUCUAAAGUUUAUGGGGUGUCCCACGACCGCUCGUACGUGUUGUUCCGUCUCGGGCGGCGCGUGUCGCCGGCAGUUCGUCAGUUCGCGGAGGCGGGGCGGUCCGACGCGCUUGGUUCGGCACCGGGAACGCUGGACGUGUUCGGCGCGCCCACCAUCGGGAAUGGCGCCGGACGAACUGAAGCGGAGUUCUUUGUUGACGGGAACCAUUCGAGGGUGUCAGUAAUGGCACGAAUGAUCCCGUCUCCUGAUUGGUUCAUCGGCGUCGACAGCUUCGACCUCUGUGUGGACGGGAACUGGCUGGAUAGCAUCACUGUUGAGGUGGACCCGCUAGACGCGGGCACCGACAACGGCUUCACGUUCACGGCGCCCGACUGGCCGACGGCGCCGCAGGGCGUGCCGUACCGGAUCACGUGCAAGUACCCGGCGCACCCGGCCGGCUCCUUCUUCUACCCGCACCUGACGAGACUGCCGCCGGUUGCCACCUUCCAGUUUAUUAAGCUCAGAGAGUACGAAGUCUCCGAAGUGUUCCACCGAAGCAGCGACGAGCGGCGCUAUGACGUCAUCCAACUAGACAAGCACGCCCACAACCACAUCGACGUGCCUGACGGCAACCGAGCCCUGUCCAUAGCUGAGGAAGUGGAGAGGAACGAGGCGCCCCGGAUAUACGCCGACGGGAUGCUGACCACCCCUGAUGCCGGGUACUCGUGGUAUUCCAUAUCGAACUCCUCAAGCCCGACGCUCGAGCCGCGGUCUGCCAACGCGCUGCCCACAUCACCCCCGGCAGACCAGCGCUCAGCCCUGCGCAGCUUGGCAAGACGGUACCGCGCGCGGCGGCGGCGGAAGAUGCGAGCUGAUAACAAUGAUCCAGCCGUGAGGAGGAAGCGGAAAAGAACUAAGCUGCUAGACUGCCGCGUGUCGGACUGGGGCGAGUGGAGCGAGUGCCGCGGCGACGGCGGCUGCGUGGGCUCGGCGCUGCGCACGCGCCGGGUGCUGCGGCGCCCCCGCCCCGGCGGCGCGCCCUGCCCCCCCACCGCGCAGUCCCGCUGGUGCGCCUCCAACUGCACCACCCCGCCCCCGCACGACGACUGGCGGAAUAACCUCACGUAACUCCGCUUAUAUACCCCCCGCGAGUUAUUUUUCUUAAUCGAUGAGACGACGUUUCUUACUGGCCAGUAUGUUUAUUUUAUAUUCAGCCUAGCACGGCCUCCUUUCGAUAUCGUGGCACCGACACUUGCCUGUCUGAAAUCUUUGUCUAUCCGUCCAGAUGUGUUUUGUUUUUCUUAGUUCGUUUGUCAGUUUCCCGGUCGAUGUAAAUUCUUGCAGUGUGUAAAAUAUCGAUAUAAAUGGUGUAACAUAUACUUAAAUAAUUCGGAACGACUGUUGAUGUUCGAAUAGAAUAGAUAGACGUCUGAUACUUUCGCUGUACAGCAUGCUUUGUUGAGAAUUUAUUGGUUUGUCAAUUACCCGUAGGAAAGACUAAGAUUAGGUUAAGCUAUACUCAUUUUAUUUAAUGAAAAUAUUUAGAAGACUAUUGAUUUAAAACAUCUAUGCCUAGUACAAAUUGUGUCUUAUGCAUAUUAACUAAGCAUCUUACUGCAUUUCAAUAUAAUUUAUUUGCUGAUGUUGUCUCUAAGCUAUGACAAUAUACCUACCAACUAAAGUAUUUUUUGGUGAAAAUUACUAGUUUAAAAUACCUAUACAUAUCGUUUUACAAUACUGUAGUAACAAGAAUGCAAGAUAAAGUUUGUGACAGUACUCAAUAAAAUGUAGUCUCAAUAAUAAUUGUAGUGGAUAUAAAGUAAGUCCAAAGAUGCAGCUUUUAUUUUUCAUACAGAUUAAUAUUAAAAUCAAACUUAAUAUUAAAUACCUACCAUGGGUUAUUUAAGCAACUUUCUGAUAAAAACAAUAUUUAUGUACCGAAAUUCAAAGAUAAUCAAGUAAAAACGAUGAAAAUGCAAUUCCAG
Messenger RNA from Plutella xylostella (diamondback moth), 2464 nucleotides. It is a transcript of the gene mspo, whose product is annotated as M-spondin. NCBI's taxonomy places the organism in Eukaryota, Metazoa, Arthropoda, Insecta, Lepidoptera, Plutellidae. Gene Ontology annotation, biological process: cell adhesion. The record is from RefSeq and is a predicted model, not a curated record. Gene Ontology annotation, cellular component: extracellular matrix.